AUGGCGGACACCCCGAACAAAACAGCGCAGUAUUUCAUCAAUCUAGCUCAAUUCGCCUACUGGCUGGGAAUGCCUGAUAUUUGGAUACAAGAAGUGGCCAGACCAAAGAGAAUUGUCCGAAUACAUGACGCGUAUUGCUAUACGUGUGUCAUUCUAAUUUCAUUACUAGUAGUCUUCGAAUAUGGAGCAUUAUUUACUGAGCAGGAGUUGUCGGAUCGCCAGCACGCGAACAUGGUCCUUUUCGUGCUCUGUCACCCUUUAGUGAUAAUCUUCAUAAUGAAUUCGUUAUAUUUCGAGAAGAGAACCAAACGCUUGUUGUACGACCUCGCUGUGGGGCUGAAAUCGGUUUACAACGACGAGGAUAUCGAGGCGGUGACGGUGCAGAAGAUGAAGGUGUUGUCACGGGCGUUCGUCUGGAUUUUCGCGACCGCUAUAUUUUUCUAUGGAGUCGAUGCGCUGGUGAAUGUAGUUUGGUACGGCGCGACGUUCACCACAGUGAUCCUGGCGUGGCCGCAGACGCACCACCGGUCGCCCGCCGCCGACCUCGCCCGCGUCUUCUUCUACCUCAUCUUCCUGAACUUCAUGCUUCUCCUGGGCAUCACCUACAUGGUCAACAUCUCUAUCACCAUCUGUCUCAGCAGCCAGUUUAAAAACAUGCAGAGUUACUUCUACAAGUUGGCGGAUUUAUUUAAAGAGGAUAAUAUGACUCAGGAGCAGAAAGAAAGCAAAUAUGAAGAAAAUUUCAAACUGGGUAUCAGAUUGCACGCAAAGACGUCAUGGUGCAAACAAGAGUGGCAGGCUAUCUGCAACGUGAUCUUCAGCUUCCAGGUCGUGCUCAACAUCGGCAUCCUCAUCCUCAUGCUGGCGCAGCUCGUCCUGAGCGAGGAGCGGUCUUUGGCGUCGCUGAUCGCCAGCCUCUUCACGAUUGGCACGAUCCUGUCUAGCACCGGCCUGCUCAUGCUGAACGCGGGAGACGUCACUGUAGAGGCUCGAGAGAUUUCGACCGCGAUAUACCACUCCGGCUGGGAGAACUGCGCCGGUUCCUCUCCCAGGGUCCGCAAGUUGCUGGUCUGCGCCAUGAUGAAGGGACAGAAACCUGAAAUUUUAUGGGCACUGCGUCUAAUACCGAUGUCUUAUGAAUCCUUUGUUUCGAUUGUAAAGUCGACGUACAGCAUUUUCUCGUUACUCUACUAG
Amyelois transitella is the source of this 1194-nucleotide messenger RNA. RefSeq lists its product as uncharacterized. The record is from RefSeq and is a predicted model, not a curated record. Gene Ontology annotation, molecular function: odorant binding; olfactory receptor activity. The transcript has 8 exons. Bases 1 to 1194 code for a protein of 397 amino acids. Gene Ontology annotation, biological process: sensory perception of smell; detection of chemical stimulus involved in sensory perception of smell. Gene Ontology annotation, cellular component: plasma membrane. NCBI's taxonomy places the organism in Eukaryota, Metazoa, Arthropoda, Insecta, Lepidoptera, Pyralidae.